CUCAGACUACACUCACCCGCAAUUCAUCUGUCGCUCUUGGAUUCUCAGUUUCACAAUCCUUUCCGCUAAGUGAAAAGAAGGUUUAUAAGUAAAAUGAGUUCAAAUCGUGACUGGAUGUACAAAAGAUUAACCAAAGGUCUAUAUGAUCAUGAAUUCGUAAGAGGUGUGCAACAAUUUAUUGAGUUUGCUAUGAGUCAUCCAGAAGGAAGGGAUGGAGAGAGACUAAGGUGCCCAUGCAACCGAAAGAAAUGUCAAAAUAGAACUUUGAAAAUGUUCAUACUGUCCAUGGGCAUUUAUUAAGAGAAAGUUUUGUACCGGGAUAUCAUGUAUGGUACUUGCAUGGGGAAAAUGAAGUUGUGAGAAAUAUAGAUCAAGAUGAAAGGAUGCACAACUGGGAUCAUACUAUGAAUAACCUACCAGUGAAUGUUAGUGCAUUUGAUGAUCCUGGACCAACUACAUCAUAUCAUAGAAUGGUUCAUGAGGCUGCUGGUCCCGCAUUUGUUCCAGAUGAUAUGGAAGAAUUACCUAAUCCUAACGCACAAAGAUUUUAUGAUAUGAUUGAUUUUGCAAAUCAAGAAGUGUGGCUUGGUUUUGAAACACACUCAAAAUUAUCAGCUGUUGCUCGUUUGUUGCAUAUCAAGGCUGAACACCACCUCUCUGAAAAAUGUUUUGAUGAUAUUUGUCAAUAUGUGAAUGAGAUGAUUCCGCUUGAUAAUGUGAUGCCAAAAAAUUUCUAUAAAACUAAAAAGUUAAUGAGGGAAAUGAACAUGCCAGUUGAAAAAAUUCAUACUUGUGUCAAUGCCUGCAUGAUUUACUGGGGAGAGGAUAGUGAACUUGUAAAUUGCAAGUUUUUUAGUCAUCCCAGGUACAAACCUACAAGUCAAAGAUCUGCUUCGAAGAAAAAUCUCGUACAAUUCAAACAGAUGUAUUACUUUCCCCUUACUCCACGGCUGCAACGACUGUAUACUUCCAAAGCAACUGCUUCACACAUGCGAUAGCAUGCUGAACAUGAAGUUGAGGAAGGUGUGAUGCGUCACUGUUCAGAUGCACCUGCAUGGAAGCAUUUUGAUAAGAUGCAUCCAUCUUUUUCAGAGGAAAGUCGUAAUGUUAGAUUGGGGCUAUCCACAAAUGGGUUUCAACCAUUUGGACAAACGGGAAAACAAUAUUUAUCUUGGCCAAUAAUUGUGACACCAUACAACUUGCCUCCUUGGAUGUGUAUGAAAGAGCCUUAUUUAUUUUUGUUAGUUAUAAUUCCUGGGCCAAACAAUUUUUGAUUGCUGAAUUGAAGAAUCUGUGGAAUAUAGGUGUCAACACAUAUGAUAUCUCUAAGAAGCAAAAUUUUAAAAUGCGAGCUGCUUUGAUGUGGACAAUCAGUGACUUUCCUGCAUAUUCGAUGUUGUCCGGAUGGAGUACUGCAGGCAGGCUAGCAUGUCCAUAUUGUAUGGAGAAUUCUGAUGCUUUACUUUGAUAAAAGGUGGUAAGCAGUCCUGGUUUGACAACCACCAUAAGUUUCUGCCACUGAAUCAUCCAUGUAGAAAGGAUAAGAGCUCAUUUAGAAAGAACAGAGUAGUAACCAUGCAGCCUACCCCAUUACGUUCAGGUGAAGAUGUCUUAAAAGAGAUAGAAGAACUGGGACUUAAAAAGGUAACCGAACUUGGAGCUGAUAUUAUUAAUCGUCGGAUUGGUAAGUUUUCUGGUUGGAAGAAGAGAAGCAUAUUCUGGGAUUUGCCAUAUUGGAGUACCAAUCUCAUUCAGCAUAAUCUAGAUGUAAUGCACAUUGAGAAGAACUUCUUUGAAAAUGUGUUCAACACAGUGCUAGAUGUAGAUGGUCAAACAAAAGAUAACCCCAAAUCUAGAGAAGACUUGAAUGAGUUCUGUCGACGCCCUGAAUUACAUGUUGUUGAUGGAAAAUACCCGAAAGCUAUUUACACACUAAACGAAGAGUCAAAAAUAUUAUUGUGUGAAUGGGUGAAAAAUCUAAAAUUUCCUGAUGGAUAUGUCUCAAAUAUGGGAAGGUGUGUAGACAUGAAAAAACACAAGUUAUUUGGUAUGAAAAAUCACGACUGUCAUGUAUUCAUGGAAAGAUUGGUACCUGUUACAUUCCGUGAGCUAUUACCAAAAAAGGUGUGGGAAGCACUUACUGAGAUGAGCCUUUUCUUUAGGGAUGUCACUUCUACAGUAAUUCGUGAAGAGGAUAUGGUAAGACCUCAACAAAAAAUACCUGAAAUACUUUGUAAAUUAGAGCGUGUAUUCCCUCCUAGGUUCUUUGAUUCAAUGGAGCAUCUCCCUGUGCAUCUUGCUUAUGAAGCAAGGCUAGCUGGUCCGGUUCAAUAUCAAUAUCGAUGGAUGUAUCCAUUUGAGAGAAAUCUCCAAAAAUAUAAAUAUAAUGUUCGAAAUAAAGCACACGUUGAAGGAUACAUAUGCAAUGCGCACAUAGUUGAGGAAGCUUCGUCAUUUUGUUCACACUACUUCGAGCCUCAUGUUUACACAAGGCAUAGAAAAGUGCCACGGAAUGAUGAUGGUGGUAUAGGUGAACAAAAUGGAUAUGAUGGUAAUAUUUCUAUAUUCACCUAUCUAGGUUGAGGAUUUGGAAAAUUAAAACGGAGAUAUCUAACCGAAGAAGAACUUAAAGCAGAUCAUAAUUAUAUUUUACUAAAUUGCAGAGAAGUGCAGCCACACGUGGAGUAAGAUUUCAAGCUUUUGUUUUCAUUUAUACAUUGAAAUUAUCAAAAAAAAAACUUUUAUAUGUGAUCCAAAGGAAUUUUAUUGACUCCCUUCAUCAAAAUUUUCCACGAAUUACGGAGCCGGAAGUGGACAGGAAACUUGAUGAAGAUUUUGCAUAAUGGUUCACAAGAUAUGUGUGCACUUGUACAAUAUGUUUCCAUGUGUACUUACUUCACUUAUAAGAAACUCUAAUUUUUUAAAAUUUAAUAGGCCCGAGUCCACAUAGAUAAUCAGUUCAUCAAAGCGCUUGCAGAAGGUCCACGUCGAUCAGCGAAGCCAUACACUGGUUAUAAUGUCAAUGGCUUUAAAUUUCACAAUAAAGGUCGCAGUUUUUCUAGAGCAUCUAAUAACAAGUGGCGUUUGCAUAAAAGGAACCAAUUAUAGUGCAGAUGACAAUGACUACUAUGGUGUGCUUACUGAAAUUCUUGUAUUGGAGUACAAGGGCAGUACACCGAUCAAAAGAAUUGUUUUCUUUAGAUGUGAAUGGUUUGACCCAACACCAAACGUAGGAAUGAAGAUUCAACCGCAAUAUAAACUUGUGGAUAUCAACCAUAGAAGGAAAUUGAAGAAGUAUGAACCAUUUGUUUUGGCAAUGCAAGCAGCUCAAGUGUAUUAUGCUACUUAUCCUAGCUUACGACGUGAUAAGAGUGAUUGGUGGGCUGUGUGCAAAAAAAAAAGCUCAGGGUAUUAUGGAUAUGCCUCCGUCAUCUUUAUUGUCCCCUCUAGUAAAUGUUGCAGAGCCAUUCCAAUGUGACGAAGAUGGUUUAAGAUUUGAUGUGGUGUCUGACAAUGAAACUGUUGUCCAGAAUGAUCCAAAUGGCGAAUUCAUAAACUUAAGAGACGAGGAUAAUGAUUUAGAUGAUGAGACAUAACUUCAUGAUGAAUCAGAAUCAAAAUCAGAUGAAAAUGAGAAUGAAGAGGCAUACGGUGAAAGUGGCAGUGAAUAGAGUCAAAGAGCUCCAAUCUCUUCAAAAUAAGAGUUAGAGUGACUAAAACGUAGUAUAUAAGUUGAUUUUAUUGCAAUCAGAUUUUAUAUUUCUUGCUGACAAAGUUUUGAAAUUUAGAUGUCACUGAUUUAUGUUUCUCUUUUAUCGGUAUACUUAUUUUGUUUUAAUAGUUCUCCAGGUUGUUUGUUUUGAACAACUAUCCCUCACUCUCAUUUUGUGAUACGAAGUAGACUAUUCUAGAUCUAUGUUUUAAAUAGUGAUGGAAAAUUUUUAUUCCUUGAAGUGUUUAUAUUUUUAUCUGUUGUCUAGAUUAACAAGUUUUUCUUUUUUUACUUUUCAGAAGCAUCUUGUUCUUGAAGUGAUAUAUCAACUAAUUACCUAUUCUUGUUAUAAUUAGAUCAAACCAUGAUUCAAUCAUUAUGUUCUUAUUUGAUCCACAUGUAAUCUUGAAAUUGCAGAUAUGGCACCUAGGGGAGGUGGACGAAGCAGAUAUUCUGGAAAAGGGAUAGCAGAUCCCGUGACAUCUCCUCUAAUUUCGAGUUCCACACCUGAUCAAGCACCAUCAUUGCCUGAACUGUCGAUACCAGUUACGCCAAAUUCAGUUGCAGUCAACGUAUCAGUACCAUCUUUAUCUGUGGGGAUCGAAACACCUAGAAAUAACAUUGUAUCCAAGCUUCGUCAAAUACAACUGAUGGUACCCGCAUCCUAAUUGAAAUCGUCCUAGGACGGGAUUCCAUCUCAAAAAUACUACUUCUUCUUACCACUCCAUUGAACUAACCUCGAGUUCAAAUCAAGAAGGUACUUGUGCAUAAUGCAUUCUUCCAUGUUAUCAACACGACACUCAAGCCUAUCACUAUAACUACUUCAUGGACUUCAAGAGACGGGUACUAGAGAUCAUCAACAGGCGCACCAUUGAGGAUCUAUUUGCGUCAAGCUAGUUGAUGAGUCCUCCCUGUUUUCGGAGGAUACCGCAGUUAUCUUUUCAACUUUGGGUUGUUUUCCUUAUUUUGAUUUGUGGUAGCCAUGAACUUGUCAUUGGCACCUCUUGGAUUGUUGAUAGAGGCUUCAUAGACUAUAGUGUAGAUGAUGUUGAUUUGUUCGUUUUGACUAGUUUCAUUCUUACUAGUUGUUAAAUUGGAUAUGUGGUUGGCCUUUGACCUUAUUUAUGAAUAGAAUCCUUGUGA
Solanum dulcamara is the source of this 4855-nucleotide messenger RNA. RefSeq lists its product as uncharacterized. Bases 1576 to 2583 code for a protein of 335 amino acids. The transcript is spliced from 5 exons. The record is from RefSeq and is a predicted model, not a curated record. NCBI's taxonomy places the organism in Eukaryota, Viridiplantae, Streptophyta, Magnoliopsida, Solanales, Solanaceae.